AUGCGAGACGCUUCUUCCACUCACGCUUCAACAGAAGGUCAAGAAGUGGCUACUUCAUCGGGAUAUGACUAUGAAGUAUUCUUGAGCUUCAGAAGAGGACCAGAUACUCCAGCAGUUUUUACCGACUUCCUUUACACUGGAAUGAUAGAUAUGGGAAUCUGCGCAUACAAGGAUGAUGAAGAUCUCCGAAAGGGAGAAGAGUUUGGCCCGAGACUUCUCCAAGCAAUUGAGCAGUCGAGGAUCUCAAUACCUAUCCUUUCUAAAGGUUACGCCUCCAGCGUAUGGUGUCUCAAGGAGCUAGUCAAGAUGGUGGAGUGCCACAAAACAAUGGGACAAAAGAUCAUGCCCAUUUUCUAUGAUGUGGCUCCUUCAGAGGUUCGACACCAAACUGGGGGUUAUGGAGAGGCCUUCGGUUCACAUGAAAAAGAGAUGCGACACGAUAAAAAGAUUGUGCAAGAGUGGAAAGAUGCUCUCACUGUAGUCGGGCAAAUAAACGAAUGGGACCUACAAAGCAUGUCCAACAGGCGAGAAGGUGAGUUCGCAAGAAAAGUUACCCAAAAGGUUUUGAGUGAGUUGAAAAAGGCUUAUCUGGCAGUAUCAGAGUGCUUGGUCAGUGUUGACAACCACAUGGAUGCAAUCAUGGAAAUGAUAGGUGCUGGGACAAGUGAAACACGAAUUAUAGGAAUCCACGGGAUGGGUGGCAUCGGAAAGACAACUACUGCCAAAAUGAUCUACAAUCAGCUUUCACACGACUUUGAGAAUUGUUGCUUUCUUCAAGAUAUUCGAGAAACGUCAAAAGGUUAUGGCAUUCAAUGCUUACAGAAUCAGCUCAUCUCUGUCAUCCUCAAAACGAAAUGGAUGGAUAUAAAAGACAUUGAUGAAGGAACUCAGAUGAUUAAACACAGUUUGUUUGAUAAAAAAGUCCUCCUUCUUCUUGAUGAUGUGGAAGAAGAGAAUCAUAUUAAUGCACUUGUAGGUAAAUGUGAUUGGUUAGGCAGAGGGAGCAAAAUUAUUAUUACUACAAGAAACAAAGAUAUUCUCGAGGUUCCUGAAGUGGACUGCAGUUAUGAGCUUAGUGGCAUGGAUUUUGAUCAAUCUCUUCAACUAUUUAGCAAACAUGCCUUCAGAAAAGAUAAUCCUUUGGAUGAGUAUAUCGGCCAAUCGAAGAGGGCAAUAGGCAUUGCUAGAGGUCUUCCACUGGCUCUUGAGGUCAUAGGCUCACUUUUAUGUCACACUAAAAGGAAAAGUGGGAUCUCACAUUGA
Eucalyptus grandis is the source of this 1263-nucleotide messenger RNA. RefSeq names its product disease resistance protein RPV1-like. Lineage: Eukaryota; Viridiplantae; Streptophyta; Magnoliopsida; Myrtales; Myrtaceae. The record is from RefSeq and is a predicted model, not a curated record. Gene Ontology annotation, biological process: defense response; signal transduction. Bases 1 to 1263 code for a protein of 420 amino acids. Gene Ontology annotation, molecular function: ADP binding. The transcript is spliced from 2 exons.